Molecule: messenger RNA, 1467 nt
Organism: Ectocarpus siliculosus
Lineage: Eukaryota; Phaeophyceae; Ectocarpales; Ectocarpaceae
Source: the annotation of a GenBank genome assembly
ACUUCAUACUGUCACUCUGGGAGACUGAAGGCAUCCACGACUUGAUAAAAGAAAGGGAGGCAAUACAGAACUGUCGCACUUGCAGGCGGAAGUGGAACUGGCGGAGAGAAGACCACGGGGCUGCGGGUUGCUACUAAAGCACGGUGGUGCGGCAGGCUUUGACCAAGGUCUUCGGUUUUUCCGAAGGACGGCUGGGCCGCGAUGACCAAAUACAGUAAAGAGCUCCGGCUUCUUCACCACGUCGAAAAGGGGAGCCUUCAGGGCGCCAUUGAAAUGCUCAAAGCCGGCGCGAAUGCCGAUGGUACUAGCGAGGCAGCUACUUCCCCCCUUUUUCUUGCCGCCAACAGAGGUCGAAUAGACAUCCUUAAACUUCUCAUCGACAAUGGCGCAGAUCUCGACGGAACUUCUUCCCUGGACAAGUUUGCGGAUGGCUUCACCGGUAACUUACCGUUCGAGGGGGGCACCACACCGUUGCACGGUGCAUUAGCAGGCGAAAACCUCGACGCCCUCCGGCUUCUUCUGCUCGCUGGCGCCGACCCCAACCUCGCCGACGGCAAGGGCUGCACUCCCCUCAUGAUGACGUGUCUGAAAUAUUUCCGCGCGAAAAAUUACGUUUUGACGGCGGUGCGAGAAUUGUUCGACGCAGGCGCUGAUCCGAGGGUAGCGGACCUGAAAGGGGAGACUGCGUUGCAUGUCGCGGCGACCUUCAAUGCACCCGACUUGCUGGGACUGCUCCUGUCACGGGCACCUUCGACGGUGAACUUGCCGAACAAGAAGGGCGUAACCGCGCUCUGCUAUGCUGCAUCCGAGGGGAUGGAGGUCGCCGUGUCGUGUUUGCUGUCUGCAGGGGCGCGUGACAACCCCUCUCUGUUCGCCAACGGAAUCGGCUCGCUUCUGAUUGCCGUGGAAUUGGGCCACGAGCAGGUUGUCCGCGUCCUGCUUGACCGAGGAGUACAGGCGGUCGGAGGCGAGCUCGCGAUGUCUUACGCGUUAAGGCGCUCGAUUCUGAAGCGCUUCCCGAGAAUCCUCCAGAUGCUUCUUGACGUUGAGGGAGAACAGAAGCGGGUGAAGUGGGCCAGACUCCGACACACGGACGGCACCCCCGCGCUUCAUCUCGCCGCUGCCUGCGAGUCUCUCGUUGCGGCAAGCAUUCUCCUCCAAGCAGGCGCAGACGAAGGCACAGCCAACGGACUUGACAAGGGCGCAAGCUGCUGUGUUGGAGCAGCCCUACCGGCCAAUAAGAAGAACCCAGAUACUUCGGCAGCCGUGUGUCGGCUGCUUGAGCGAGGGCCGGCGUUCCGGGCACGGUCGUGGGCGUGGGCAGCCGAGUCUUCUGAAGCUCCCGCUGCUUCGGGGACGGUUUGUUCCAUGAAAGGAGGAAGGGCCACGUUAGAUGUCCGCAUCUUCCGACCCACGGGCAACCAGUUCUUCUCGGCGCGCUUUUCAAGGUACUGCAAGAAGAGAUAG